This is a messenger RNA of Colletotrichum paranaense, 603 nucleotides long. RefSeq lists its product as uncharacterized. The transcript is spliced from 2 exons. NCBI's taxonomy places the organism in Eukaryota, Fungi, Ascomycota, Sordariomycetes, Glomerellales, Glomerellaceae. The record is from RefSeq and is a predicted model, not a curated record. Bases 1 to 603 code for a protein of 200 amino acids.
AUGAGGUCAUGGUGGAGGGCCAAGGCGUUUGUGCUCAUUAAGGCGGUAGGAACAAUCUCUUGCUCGAGGCAGGCCGCAGAGCCAUCUGCAUCCUCAUUUCCCCGGAAUGAACGAAACAGGGCCACCGGAACAGCCACCGACGUAGACCCUGUAAGUGCGUGCUGCGGACAAUUUCUUGAGAUUGAUGCUAUUUUUACCUCUUCAGCCCCAGCAGGAGUCCCCGCCCAGGGACCAGACCACGACCGUCCAGCGUGCAGAAUCCGCUCCGGGGUCCGGGCCUGCAGAAGACUCCAGAGGCAUCGGCCACAGCGGACUCAGCACCGGAGGCGGGGUGAAUUACGCUCUGAGCUUGAGUCUUGCCGACCUCGAAUUAGUCACUUGCGGCAUCCCACAUUGGCUUGGGUGCAGGAAACAGCGACUGAAGUCCAGGGCAAGAGAAAUGUGGCUUGUGCUUCCUCAGACUUGUUUCUUUCCUUUGCAAGCCACGACUCGGCCGGAUCCUCAACGACUCGCUCGACGACCCCCAACCUGUCACACCUGCAACCUUCAACUCAAGUCUCGACCUCAUCACGGACUUCUUCCGGAGAUAUUCUCCCCCAUUAG